This is a messenger RNA of Marmota flaviventris (yellow-bellied marmot), 930 nucleotides long. Its product is annotated as olfactory receptor 7A10-like. Lineage: Eukaryota; Metazoa; Chordata; Mammalia; Rodentia; Sciuridae. Gene Ontology annotation, cellular component: membrane. Gene Ontology annotation, molecular function: olfactory receptor activity; G protein-coupled receptor activity. The record is from RefSeq and is a predicted model, not a curated record. Gene Ontology annotation, biological process: G protein-coupled receptor signaling pathway.
AUGGAAACAAGAAACAAUACAAGAGUUUUAGAAUUUCUUCUGCUGGGAUUUUCAAAGGAUCCAGAACUGCAGCCCCUCUUCUUUGGGCUUUUCCUGUCCAUGUACCUGGUCACUGUGCUGGGAAACCUGCUCAUCAUCCUGGCCACCAUCUCAGACUCCCACCUGCACACGCCCAUGUACUUCUUCCUCUCCAACCUGUCCUUUGUGGACAUCUGCCUCACUUCCACCACCAUCCCCAAGAUGCUGGUGAACAUCCAGACACAGAGCAAGGUCAUUACUUAUGCAGGUUGCAUCACACAGAUGUGCUUUUUCUUGUUUUUUAUAGAAGUGGACAACUUCCUCCUGGCUGUGAUGGCCUAUGAUAGGUAUGUGGCCAUCUGCCACCCGCUGCACUACACUGUCAUCAUGAAUCCCAGGUUCUGUGGUUUGCUGGUUGUGGUGUGCUGGAUUCUGAGUGUCCUGCAUGCCCUGUUUCAAAGCUUAAUGGUGUUGCGACUGUCCUUCUGCACACACUUAGAAAUCCCCCACUUUUUCUGUGAACCUAAUCAUGUGGUCCAACUUGCUUGUUCUGACACCUUCCUUAAUGAGGUGGUAAUGGAUUCUGCACUUGUACUGAUGGUUAUUGGCCCCAUCGCUGGCAUCGUUUACUCCUAUGCUAAGAUAACUUCCUCCAUCCGAGCAAUCUCAUCAGCUCAGGGCAAGUACAAAGCCUUCUCCACCUGUGCGUCUCACCUGUCCAUUGUCUCCCUAUUUUAUGGCACAGGCCUGGGUGUGUAUCUCAGUUCUGCUGCAGCCCAGAGCUCACACUCCAAGGCAACAGCCUCGUUGAUGUAUACUACGAUCACCCCCAUGCUGAACCCCUUCAUCUACAGUCUGAGGAAUAAGGAUGUGAAGAGAGCUCUGAAAAGUCUCUUUGGAAGAAUAGUGUAG